This is a messenger RNA of Staurois parvus, 262 nucleotides long. The record is from the annotation of a GenBank genome assembly. NCBI's taxonomy places the organism in Eukaryota, Metazoa, Chordata, Amphibia, Anura, Ranidae.
UCAGUUUCAAGGCGCCAACACUGAAAUGAGGUGCAUGCACAAUCUUACCGACCCGGGUCCGCUUUGCAUCCGCUGUUCCUCUGCUCUCAUCAGCCUUCCUGGCAGCAAUCUCACCAGCAUUCCUGGCAGCAAUCUCAUCAGCUUCCUGUCAGCAAUCUCAUCAGCAUUCCUGGCAGCAAUCUCAUCAGCAUUCCUGGCAGCAAUCUCAUCAGCUUCCUGGCAGCAAUCUCAUCAGCUUCACUCAGCUGCAGCUCUGGUUACU